AUGUACACAUUGCGAAUAAAUGCCUGUCCUUCUCACAGUCGAAUUUUUUUAUCUGCUUGUCUACAUACACAAAAUGUACUUGGUCCUAACACAAACACAUACAUUGGAAGAGUCACGUCACCAAUCCCAGCAAAUACAUAUACUCACGCACAUUCUCGUCAGAAGCCGCCAACCCUGCCCCCCCCGUCAUCAGCCAUCAGCUCCUACCUCCCCUCCCCUUUCCUUACCUUCCUCCUCCCCUCUCCGCCACCGCCACUCACGGCCCUCCCCACUGUCGACCUUUCCUACUUCACAAUUAUCUUCCUUCAUGUUAUUUACUCCUUACCCUUCCCUACUGCCCCACGCACCAGUAAUCUUCCCAGUCACCCCCCCCACCUUUCACCCAACCGCCAACCAACCCGGGUCACUGCCUGCCCCACCCCAAUCUUUUCUCUACCCCGUCAGUCUUCUCCGACAGCGCUCGCUGACUUUUCUUUUACUUCUUUCUUUCUUUCUAUUUUUUUCUUUCUUUCUUUUUUUUUCUUUCUUUUUUUUUUUUUGUCUUUUUUAUUUUCUUUCUUUUUUUCUUUUCUAAGCCGUGCGUUAUUUUAUUUGUUCAGCCCAGAAUCUUUCUCUUUCUGUCUAUCUUCUUUUUCAACACGCUUUUCUUUCCACUCUCGCCCUUUCUUUCUUUCAUUCUUUCUUUCUUUCUUUCUUUCUUUCUUUCUUUCUUUUGGCAGAAGUGAACGUAUUAGUGGAAUACAUUCUACAAUUUCACGCGAAUAUUAA
Messenger RNA from Acanthosepion pharaonis, 768 nucleotides. The record is from the annotation of a GenBank genome assembly. Lineage: Eukaryota; Metazoa; Mollusca; Cephalopoda; Sepiida; Sepiidae.